This is a messenger RNA of Pieris napi, 728 nucleotides long. Its product is annotated as histone-lysine N-methyltransferase SETMAR-like. NCBI's taxonomy places the organism in Eukaryota, Metazoa, Arthropoda, Insecta, Lepidoptera, Pieridae. The coding region runs from base 48 to 728 and encodes 226 amino acids. The transcript has 2 exons. Gene Ontology annotation, molecular function: nucleic acid binding. The record is from RefSeq and is a predicted model, not a curated record.
GUUUUUUUCCUUCUGUUUUUUUCUGUUUACGUCACUCAUUUUACAAAAUGGAAAACUUAAAGUAUCGCAUUAUUUACGAAUACGAGUUCCGCCGUGGCACUAGUGCUGCGGAAACGACUCGAAGGGUGAAUGAUGUGUAUGGCGGUCAUGUUGCAAAAGAAAACACAGUUCGUUUUUGGUUCCAACAUUUUCGUUCUGGAAAUUUCGACCUGCAGAACAAGCCCCGUGGACGGCCUGAGACCCAAGUUGAUAAUGAAGUAUUGAAGGCUAUUGUGGAAGCGGAUCCAUCGCAAACCACGUCCGAUUUAGCUGCAGGCUGCUGUGUUAGUGAUAAAACUGUUUUAAUUCACUUGAAGCAAAUUGGGAAGAUUAAAAAGCUUGAAAGAUGGGUACCUCACGAAUUGACUGAAGCAAACCGGCAAAAGCGCGUCGACUGCUGCGUUACAUUACUGAACCGGCACAAUAAUGAAGGUAUUUUAAACCGAAUCAUUACCUGUGAUGAAAAAUGGAUUCUUUACGAUAAUUGGAAGCGCUCAGCACAAUGGUUGGAUCCUGGCCAGCCAGCCAAAUCCUGCCCCAAGCGAAAAUUAACCCCAAAAAAGUUACUUGUAAGCGUUUGGUGGACUAGUGCCGGUAUUGUUCAUUGCAGUUUUCUCAAAUCUGGCCAGACUAUUACGGCUGAUGUCUAUUGUCAGCAAUUGCAAACCAUGAUGGAAAAGCUAUUAUAA